AUGGAAGGAGAUAAAAAACUGAAAGCCACGGUGGCAAAAGAACAAGCCAAACUUAGGGCGUUCGCAAUGGAGGUUAAAGUCACCAAUAAUGAACUAGAGGUCUGCCAAAAGAGGCUUAACCUUCAAGAGGUGGAAUUGGCGGCCACUCAGGAGGAGGCUAGAUCCAGCAAAGUUCUAGCUGAGGAUCGACCAUGCACAGGACUUGCAAUGGCGACCUUGCACAAUUUGAUCUUCGGAUUUGUUCUCCUGGUGGCCAUGGAGCAUGCUCUUGCAGAUUUCAACUUCUACAAGGACAUGGCCUGCUAUUGGGGAUAUAGAAACUUGGCCGUGUGGAACAAUGGCCAAAACUUUGCGCUUGGCCUCAACAACGUCUCAGGUUGUGGGAUUCAAACAAGGAAUCGGUUCCUCUUUGGAAGCGUAGAAAUGCAGAUUAAGCUGGUCCAUGGAAACUCUGCUGGCACUGUGACUACAUAUUAUAUAUCUUCUACUGGAAGCAAGCACGAUGAGAUCGAUUUCGAGUUCCUCGGCAAUGUAUCAGGGCAGCCUUACAUCAUCCACACCAACAUCUGGGCUCAAGGCUUGGGGAGAAAAGAGGUGCAGUUCUAUCCUUGGUUUGAUCCGACUGCUGCUUUUCACAACUACACCAUUCACUGGAACCCCAGCCAAAUUGUAUGGUUCAUCGAUGGGAUCCCCAUCAGGGUUUUCAGAAACUACCAAAGCUAUGGAAUUGCAUUCCCAAAUCAGCAAGCGAUGAGAGCCUACUCCAGCAUUUGGAACGGCGACUCAUGGGCGACCAGAGGUGGGCAGGUAAAGAUCAACUGGAAGAGUGCACCGUUCAGGGCAUUCUACCAGCAGGUGAAGCUGAGAACUUGUCCGUGGUACUCCCCGGCCAGCACUGCGCAGUGUUCGGCAAAAACCCCUGCCAACUGGUGGACUGCUCCGGCUUACAGCAGGCUGAGCUACGCGCAGCAGGGGCAGCUGAUGUGGGUGAGGAAGAACUACAUGAUCUACAAUUACUGCCAGGACUGGAAGAGAUUCAAAGGGGUGUUGCCUCCUGAGUGCUCUCUGCCUCUCUACUAGUGCUGCUGUCCGAUUGCUGCUUUCACCUACAUGCAUGGCCUUUGUGAACUACUGUUAUCUCUUUAUCGCUUUCAGUUUUCAUUUUUGAGUUGUUAAUCAAUGUUGUAUCUUUAAUGGUCUCGUUGG
Zingiber officinale is the source of this 1206-nucleotide messenger RNA. RefSeq names its product probable xyloglucan endotransglucosylase/hydrolase protein 26. NCBI's taxonomy places the organism in Eukaryota, Viridiplantae, Streptophyta, Magnoliopsida, Zingiberales, Zingiberaceae. The transcript is spliced from 5 exons. The record is from RefSeq and is a predicted model, not a curated record. Gene Ontology annotation, biological process: cell wall biogenesis; xyloglucan metabolic process. The coding region runs from base 1 to 1080 and encodes 359 amino acids. Gene Ontology annotation, cellular component: cell wall; apoplast. Gene Ontology annotation, molecular function: hydrolase activity, hydrolyzing O-glycosyl compounds; xyloglucan:xyloglucosyl transferase activity.